Solenopsis invicta (red fire ant) is the source of this 3607-nucleotide messenger RNA. It is a transcript of the gene mino, whose product is annotated as glycerol-3-phosphate acyltransferase 1, mitochondrial. The record is from RefSeq and is a predicted model, not a curated record. Lineage: Eukaryota; Metazoa; Arthropoda; Insecta; Hymenoptera; Formicidae. Bases 945 to 3533 code for a protein of 862 amino acids. Gene Ontology annotation, cellular component: mitochondrial membrane. The transcript is spliced from 14 exons.
AACACGGUCGGAUGCAGUCGUGGUUGAUCCGUUCCAGCACUCGCGUCGAGAUGAACGUGGAUCACUGCGUCGUCGAACGACGCACACUCUUAAACACUAUUAAACGUGGCGUGCGUUAAAAAACUAGUGACACCCUCGACUGUGAUCGUACGCUCGCGUUAUCGUUUGAACACCAUUUAGUUUCGUUCGAGGAAUUUCGUCAGGUUUCAGAAGGAUUGUCCAUCGUGCUGUAAUUUGCGCCGGACGUUCCACAGCCGGAGCCGAUUUGUCCACUCCGUAUCCAGAUCGACUGACGGGGAGUCCUCCGAACCCUUGUGCUGCUCCCGCGAGUUCCCCCCCUUCCCUCCGUCUCGCGUGAUCCAGAAGGUCACGCACUCCGCUCCCCUUGGGGAGCGUACCUUGAAAAACGCAUUCGAAUGCACGCACGCACGCAUGCAUCACGGCCGGCGCAUCGCACCAUCAUCAUCACCGCGCAGCGAAGUCAGUGAGUCAGUGAACCGUCCUCAGUGGUGGCGGUGGCGGCAGCAGUUCGGCUCGGUACGCCGGUGCUUACUUAACGUGUUGCGGUAGAAAGUCGACGAUAGUCGACGAUAGUCGACGACACCGGAUCGACCGGGUUAGAUUGGCGCGAUCGUACGGUACCUAAUCGCCGCCGACGGGAAUUCGGGAUCGCCGCGACCCAUCGCCGGGGAUCCUUCGCUCACUCGUGAGCGAUCUGUGCGCUGACUGUUCCGAUCCAUGGAUCUCACGAGCCGCGCGAUCGACGAAGCGGCCGACGAUCCCGCGAAGUUACUGAUCAUCGAUCCGAUCGUGGGAAACGAUCAGCGGCGAGCAGCACCUGAUCGAUUGACAGACAUUUAGUGCGCGUAGGACACUUAUUUUUUCCCCCUUUUUUUUUCUUUUCCUUUGCUCUUGAAUCGGAUCUCUUCGCACCGAAAGCAAGGAUGGACGGCCUCAUUGAGAUUUUUCUCUUUUGCGGAGUACUCUGCUACUUCUUUAAUCUCAGACCCAAUAAAAUGGUGGACGUAUUGUCAACGCGUCUGCAGGAAGUGUACGCCAAGUGGGAAACCAGGACGGAAGUGACACGAAAUGCAGAGCCGACCACUCGAUUUUCACUAGAUGGUCUUCGGCGAGCCGGGUUGCAGACCCAUCGAAGGAAGUUCCAGGAGCGGGAGACAUCGCGCAAGGUACGCGACAACUCGUUGUACAGCAUCAAGGAGACCGAGCCGCUGACGCCCUCGAUCAGACACAAGCCCUCGUUCAUGAAUUACUGCUGCAGCACCUGUACACCCGCUUCCAGGGAUACCUUGGUAAAAUCCGUGCUUAAGCAGCAGCAACCGUAUGGUGUAAACUUACUGCUAGUAAAGCCAGGCUCAACGCUUUUUUCAAAAGUAUUCGACCGUUUGUCUUAUGUUUGGAACUUGAAGAGAUUUGACUAUCCGAUGGUCACGAAAACAGUCCUGAACGAUGAGAAAUUAAAAGACGCUAUCAAGUUAACUGCGUGGGACAUGGUCAAUAAUGAGGGUUCCAGCGAGGAGAACGCACUCGCAAAGGCGACAGCCAAGGCCAAGAACAUACUGCUACAAAUGGAAAGUCGAUGCAGCGAUACCCUCCUCAAGAUAGUCGCCUGGCUAGUACUCACUCUGUUGCCUUGUUUCACACAAUCCGUUGUCGUGUUACCCUCUCAAGUGGAGCUGCUGAAACAAGCAGAUAAUACAGGUUUGCCGCUUGUGCUGGUGCCUCUACAUCGCAGUCACUUGGACUACAUAAUACUUAGCUUUCUCAUGGUCGCGAAUAGUAUAAGGAAUCCGUUGAUCGCAGCGGGAGACAAUUUAAAAAUUCCAUUUUUUGGAUGGCUUUUAAGAGGUUUGGGUGCUUUCUUCAUUAAACGUCGUAUCGACCCAGUGGCAGGACGCAAAGAUCUUCUUUACCGUGCGACUCUUCAAACUUACAUCAUGGAAAAUCUUCGGGCCGGACAUUACAUGGAAUUCUUUGUGGAAGGUGGUCGCACAAGAACCGGCAAACCUUGCUUGCCGAAGAGCGGUAUCUUGAGCGUCAUUAUCGACGCGUAUAUAGAUGGCACUAUCGAAGACGCGUACGUAAUGCCUAUAGCGAUCAACUAUGAACGACUAGUGGACGGAAAUUUCAUUCGAGAACAGUUGGGACAGCCAAAGCAGAUGGAGACCUUCACGUCAACGAUCAAAGCCAUGUGGUCAACAUUGAUGGGCCAUUACGGUAUCGUCAAAGUCGAUUUAUGUCAACCAUUUUCCCUCAGGGAAAUGAUAAAGGCUUUCCAAACUCAGCAGAAUAAAUUGGCUAUAAAAUCUCCACCGGAACGACCUUUAAAAUACACUUCAUCGAAUACGUCUCUUUACGGUACAGACGUAGUUGUGGAGGAACAACGUCAAUUGGUGGACAGCAUUGCUCGACAUAUUGUGUAUGACUCAUCCCAAUCUAUGCCGAUUAUGUCAACCAAUAUUGUUGCGUUUCUAUUAUUAAACAAGUUCAGAGAUGGUUGUACAUUGGACAAACUAGUCGAAGCGUUUGAUGCGAUGAGGCAGGAAUUGGAGUUUGGUGACAAAAAUACAGCAUUCUGCGGAGAGACUGUUGAUAUCAUUAAACAUGCGCUGGAUAUCUUGGGACCAGGCUUGGUGACGCAACAACGGCAGGAAAUCACCGAAGCUGUUGACGGUGAUCAGUCCUAUAAAUCGAACGUCGUCAUAGCAAUCCGUCCUGUGUCGAUUUUACCAAAUGUGAUCGAGCUGUCAUAUUACAGCAACACUAUGCUGCUGUACUAUGUUAUGGACAGUAUAGUAGUAACUGCUUUGUACGCUGAAUUGCAGUCCCAACUUAACGAUCCGAUCGCGAUCGCCAAUAACAAUAUUACAGUGUUCCAAAAUUAUUGGCUCGAACGAGCGCUGAAGUUGUGCGACAUUCUUAGGUACGAAUUCAUUCUCUGUAGGCCUUGUCAGGAACUGAAAGACGUAGUUAUCGAAACGAUACAGAAUCUCUCGCACAAGGGCAUUAUCACUCAGAAACAGGAGGUUUACCUAGAGGACGAACUCUGGAGCAAAAGGUACGCGAGAAAUUUUGAUGAUAGUUCGGACGAAGAAUACACAAGAGAGCGGGAAAUUCAGAAGAUUGAAUAUAAAUUGAGCCUAUUGCCUGAGCAUUCUAAUCAUAUGGAAUUUCUACAUACAAUAUUACGCCCAUUAAUUGAUACAUACACAUGUAGUGCUUUCAAUUUGAGGAAAUUGGUUGACCGAUCAAUCAACGAACGAGAAUUAGUUCAAGAAGUAUUGUGUGAAAUCAAAACUAAAGUGGAUGGAGGCGAAAUUAGUUAUGGAGAGAGCUUAUGCGUCGAUCCGAUAAAGAAUUCCUUUAGGCUUUUCGAAAAAUGGGGUGUUUUGGAGAGCCACAUGCAAGAGAAAGUUAAAAUUUUUUAUUUGAAAGAUAAUUUCAACAUGGAAGCAGCAACAAAAAAUGUAUACGAUACCAUAGCAGUUUUCAAGUGGAUUAGAAACAUGGACUAAAAUGUGUGAUGAUACUUUCUACUUCAGUUAAAAAGAGUCUUUGAAUCACUAUUUUUUUAUAUCUUUUAUAAGAU